This is a messenger RNA of Cheilinus undulatus (humphead wrasse), 1421 nucleotides long. RefSeq names its product splicing factor 3a, subunit 2 (gene sf3a2). The record is from RefSeq and is a predicted model, not a curated record. Gene Ontology annotation, molecular function: zinc ion binding; nucleic acid binding. Gene Ontology annotation, biological process: spliceosomal complex assembly. Gene Ontology annotation, cellular component: catalytic step 2 spliceosome; U2 snRNP; U2-type prespliceosome. NCBI's taxonomy places the organism in Eukaryota, Metazoa, Chordata, Actinopteri, Labriformes, Labridae. The transcript has 8 exons. The coding region runs from base 235 to 1122 and encodes 295 amino acids.
UAGCUAUGCUUUUGAUCCAGUCCAAUGAUCGCUCCAGUCCAGGAGGUGGCGGCAGUGCACCGGAAACCGAUGCCAAGCGCAAAGGAGGAAGCCACACGGACAUGCGCACUGUAAAUAUACGUUUGCAUGAUCGUAACGUUGAGGAGCUGAUUACCAGGAAGGAUCUACUUUUUAUAUCUGUCUGUUGAUAAACAUUCUUGGGUUAUUGUGUGAUCGAGCCAGUCAGUUGCAAAAAUGGAUUUCCAGCAUCGAGCUGGAGGGAAGACGGGGAGUGGUGGAGUGGCGUCUGCCUCUGAGAGUAACCGUGAUAGGCGAGAGCGGUUACGUCAGUUGGCCCUGGAAACCAUUGAUAUCAACAAGGACCCCUACUUUAUGAAGAAUCAUUUAGGAUCUUAUGAGUGCAAACUUUGCUUGACACUGCACAACAAUGAGGGCAGCUACUUGGCUCACACACAGGGAAAGAAACAUCAGACCAACUUAGCGCGGAGAGCAGCCAAGGAGGCUAAAGAAGCUCCUGCUCAGCCUGCUCCAGCAAAGGUCAAAGUUGAGGUCAAAAAGUUUGUCAAAAUUGGUCGUCCAGGAUACAAAGUAACCAAACAGAGAGACCCAGAGACUGGACAGCAGUCCUUACUUUUCCAGAUUGACUACCCAGAGAUUGCUGAAGCAAUCGCACCUAGACAUCGUUUCAUGUCUGCUUAUGAACAACGUAUCGAGCCGCCUGAUCGCCGCUGGCAGUAUCUGCUCCUGGCUGCUGAACCGUACGAGACUAUCGCCUUUAAGGUUCCCAGUAGAGAAAUUGAUAAAGCAGAAAACCGCUUCUGGACCCACUGGAACAGAGAAACUAAACAGUUCUUCCUACAAUUCCACUUCAAAAUGGAGAAGGCUGUCACCCAGUCCAGUGGCCCGGCACCUCCUGCAGGUGUAAAGCGCCCCCUUCCUCUCAUGAGUGGAGUUGAACCUCGCCCCCCUAGCGAGAGUCUGCCUCCUCCUCCGCCUGGAGGGAUGUCUGUCCCCCCUCUUCCACCUGGUGCACCAGGUGCCCCUCAUAUAGCCCCUCAGAUGCCCAUGCCCCCCAUGCCAAUGCGACCACCCCCUCCUGAGGGUCUUGCAAUAUCUAACUGAUCUCUGACCAAGCUGUCAUGUUUUCUUUUUCAUGAUGCACAGUCACACAGACCUGCCUGUUUACAAGAAACAUUUCCCUUUUGAUAUGGCAGGUAAUUUCUGUAGAUUAUUUCUAUAGAGGAUUUUUCAAGUCCACAUUUAGUGGACUAAUAUACAUUUGUUUGGUUUAUGUACAUGUAGGGCAGCCACAAUGAUCAUGUUUUUUUCUAUAAUUGCUUUAACCCAGACAAAGAGCUAUGACUGAAAAAUGGCUCUUCUUUUAAGGUGCUGCGUUUGUAAUAAAACUCUAUGAAGAAAGA